Molecule: messenger RNA, 660 nt
Organism: Synchytrium microbalum
Lineage: Eukaryota; Fungi; Chytridiomycota; Chytridiomycetes; Synchytriales; Synchytriaceae
Exons: 2
Coding region: 1-660 (219 amino acids)
Biological process (GO): protein import into mitochondrial matrix
Cellular component (GO): PAM complex, Tim23 associated import motor
Source: RefSeq, a predicted model, not a curated record
AUGUCAACCGUAGCAAUGAGGCUGACCAUACCGCGGAAUCCACGCUCCAUAUCUCUCCUCUCCACCUGUAAUCGAGUCAUUUGCAGCAACACUACCCAACGACAUCAACCAUAUGCAUCCGCAUCGAAUCCUACAUCGACAGCAGCAGAAGCGUCAGCAACCUCAUCGACAAUACCAUCAUCAAAGGCCCUAAGAUCUGGAAUAACAUGGACCCAGUACUUUACCAUGAGACAUCAACGUAAAACAUAUGAACGCACAGGUGGCAUUUUGGGAGCUACUGUUGGGUUUCUUGGAGGAACGUUCUACUUUGGCGCUGUUGCUGAUUUUGAUCCCACGACGCCGAUAAUGGGUAUUGAUCCCGCAAUAGCAUUCACGCUUGGUGCUAUGGGUGUAGCAGGAGGCGCUCUGGUUGCUGGGAUUUUAGGUGGAGGAUCGUUAUGGCGACUGAUGCAUGGAAAGGUGAUUAACGCCAUAGACGCCAGAGACAAGGAGUUCUUUGAUCGAGUCAAGAGGUAUCGUUCAGAUGCCUCAAAGAGCUCACCGCAAAACCAAAUACCAGACUAUUAUGGUGAAAAGAUAAAAAGUCUAUCAGAGUAUCGUCAAUGGUUGAGAAAACAACGCCAGUUUAGAAGAAAGGCAGAGAUCAAGGUCCCACUUUAA